CUUUUCUCUCUCUCCCAGUCUCCACUCAAAACCACAUGCUCUCUCACUUUUUGCCUCAAACUCCUAUACUUUCUCACUCACUAAUUUUCUUCACUUGGCUCAUCCCUCCUAACCUAGAACCUUAAAAUUUUAGCUUCAAACACACAAUAAAAGAACAAAUAACUCUUUUUGUUACCAUGGAUUCAGCCAAGUUCUCCCCCAGCACCGUUCACCCAGACUUAUUCCCCUUCGACACCAACAAGACCAAUAACUCCUCCGACCCAUUCAUCGUCGAGGACCUCUUCGACUUCUCCAACCACGAUGAUGCUGUCAUCACCGACGCCACCUUUGACUCUGUCCCCGUUAACUCCACCGACUCCUCCACCGUCACCGCCGUUGAAAGCUGCAACUCCUCCUCCUUCUCCGAUCCCAACCCCGCCACCCGCAACCUCUCCAACGCCAAUUUCUCCGGUGACCUCUGCGUUCCGCAGUAUGAUGACAUAGCGGAGCUAGAAUGGCUUUCGAAUUUCGUGGAGGAAUCGUUUUCGAGCGAGGACCUGCAGCAGUUGCAGCUGAUAUCGGGCAUGAAGGGGCCAAACGACGACGCAUCAGAGGCCCGUGGGUUCCACUCGGAGCCCACGAGGAACAGCCCGAUAUUCAAUUCUGAAGUGUCGGUUCCAGCCAGGGCCCGGAGCAAGAGGUCCCGCGGACCCCCAUGCAACUGGGCCUCGCGCCUCCUGGUGCUGUCCCCCGCGACGUCGUCCACGGAGCCCGAGGUGGUGGCUCCCAGCCCCACCUCGAGCCUGCCGGGCCCGGUCAGCGCGAAAAAGCCCGCGAAGGCGAGCCCGAGGAAGAAGGACAGCGGCGACGGGAGCGGGGGAGACGGGCGCAGGUGCCUGCACUGCGCCACGGACAAGACCCCACAGUGGCGGACCGGGCCCAUGGGCCCGAAGACACUGUGCAACGCCUGCGGCGUGAGGUACAAGUCGGGGAGGCUGGUGCCGGAGUACAGGCCCGCAGCGAGCCCGACGUUCGUGCUGACGAAGCACUCGAACUCGCACCGAAAGGUGCUGGAGCUGCGAAGGCAGAAGGAGAUGGUGCGGGCCCAGCAACACCAGCACCAGCACCAGCAGCAACAGUUCCUACCUCACCACCAUCACCAGAACAUGAUGUUUGAUGUAUCCAACGGUGACGAAUACUUAAUCCACCAACACGUGGGACCCGAUUUCCGGCAGCUGAUCUAGUAGGUGCUAGAGUAGGACCGCUGCGGUGGAUCCUGGGUAAUUUAAUUUGUAGCGGAGUUAUUAUUUGUUCAUUAGAGAGGGUACUUGGUUAUUGUUUCUUUUUCAUUAUUAUUCUAAUUUUGUUAGGGAAUGGUUUUUCCCUGUCUCAUCAUUUUCUUUGAGUUUAUGUAGACUGCUCUCGUGCUCAUGACUCUAAUAUUUUGGUAGAGUACUCCAGAAAGGUUAAAUGCUCAAAACUCAACAUUUUCAUGUUUUGCUA
Cajanus cajan (pigeon pea) is the source of this 1482-nucleotide messenger RNA. The record is from RefSeq and is a predicted model, not a curated record. NCBI's taxonomy places the organism in Eukaryota, Viridiplantae, Streptophyta, Magnoliopsida, Fabales, Fabaceae.